UUUCGACAUACAUGCUAGGAAUUACUACAAUGGUUGAGUGGUUGGUAUGGUAUAUUUAUCGUGAUCUACGGAAGUAUGUGAAUUGCAAGGGAAAAUUAUCUAUUAAAAGGAGUGCUGUGAGAAUAAAGGGAGGACAGUACACAGAAAGAAGAUGAGUGUACGUCGGGGAGAGAGGAUGAAACAUAGGGGGAGCUAUCCUAUGGAUCCCGCGGACAAGUCGUCGACGGACGAUGCCGAGCGGUCCCUGUGUACGCUGGUGAAGCUGGCCUCCAACUGGGAGUGCAUCCCGACGAUGCUCGACGGUCUGGCGGUCUACAUGCGCAACGUGCUCACCGUUAUAGAUGGGCUCGACUGUCCCGGCAUCGAGAAAGCGGUCAACGAGCUCUUCAAUCAAAUAGUCCAAUCCUGUUUUGAACAGUUGCAGAAGUGCUUGAAGAACGAGGAAAAGCAUUCCAUUCUGUUGGAGCUCUCCAAGUUGCUAAACACUGCACUGGAAUUACUUAAAGGCAGACAAUCUUUACAUUUUACUGCUCUGAACACAAUCAACAAAAUAAUAGACAUGUGCAUUGUGCACAAGAACUACGAGCUUGGUUCCAUGACCAAAAGUGUUGAGUGUGUGUCUUCUCCUUUUGACUUGCAACAUUCUUCGCCAAAACGAAAAAAUGAAGGUGCUAACGUUUGUCCGGACGAAUCAUCAACAACAUCAACAUCAUCAACAGUUCAUAGGAUCACAUCGCUUCACAAACGCCGGACAAGCACCGUGCACGAACACCCCGAAGACGAGGAGACCAAAGCUACUGCUGUGAUCAUUAACAGGACUCCCCUGGAGAUUCUUACCUCCCUUGAUCCGAGUCACGUGAUCGCGGUCCUGCACAACAACAUCACGAUGCAAAAACGGAACACCGGGUCGAGGCAGAAGUGUACGCCCAGUGUGCGCUGGCGCCACUGUACGCACCACUGUUUACAGAUCCUGAGUUCGCGCAUUUUAACGGUUAUGUCGCACGGGUCCCAUGUCCAGAAGAAAAUGAUAAGUGACGGCCAUAUACGAACUCUAGUUGAGGCUCUUGAUCCUAACCAUGAUCCACAACUAUUAUGUCUUCUGCUCCAAUGUCUUGCCUGUCUUGCUCUGAAUCCCAACCACCACCAAGCGUUGAACGACGCUGACAUCUCCGACAUGUUGAUGCAACUCCUUCUUCCAUCGGACGAGUGGUACUACACCAACCACAGCACCAAGUAUGCAAAGUUCGUCAAGUAUCACGCCGCGCGAAUCCUCGUCUACAUGGGCAUGCUGCACAAGCUGGGCGGUCGGGUUGACCUGUUUGAUCGCAGGCCUUUCAAAGAGCUUCCUUGCAACCCAUUACUUCAAGUGCAUUCACCAGAGGACUGUUUUAUAGAGUUGAUGGCCAUGGGGAGCAUAGUGGUGUACAACAAUGAUCAACACGUACAGGCAGCUUCGCUGGAGGGAUUGGUGGCAGAACUCAUCCAGGUAUAGCCACAACAGUAGAUGGCCCAGUUUUGUGAAAAUGAUUGUUUUGUUUGUGUAAAGUUUCUUAACAGACAAAUUAAUAAUGCUUGGUGG
Molecule: messenger RNA, 1579 nt
Organism: Gigantopelta aegis
Lineage: Eukaryota; Metazoa; Mollusca; Gastropoda; Neomphalida; Peltospiridae
Exons: 6
Coding region: 152-1492 (446 amino acids)
Source: RefSeq, a predicted model, not a curated record